Molecule: messenger RNA, 701 nt
Organism: Cucurbita pepo subsp. pepo (vegetable marrow)
Lineage: Eukaryota; Viridiplantae; Streptophyta; Magnoliopsida; Cucurbitales; Cucurbitaceae
Source: RefSeq, a predicted model, not a curated record
UGUUCAUUUUACUGGGGAGCAGUAGGGAAUCCACUCCUUGUAGUUUGAUAAGGAAGGCCGACAGCAUACGAACGCCGAGCUCUUCUACAAAGGUGUCAAGUACCACUGAUGAUAGGAUACAGCUGCAGAACUCCUCUGCAACAGAUGUUCCAACUGCUCAGGAAGUUGACGAUUUCUUCAACUGGGCCGAAGGAGAGCAGCAGAGGAAAUUCAUUGAGAAGUAUAACUACGACCUGGUCACAGACAAGCCACUUCCCGGUCGUUACGAAUGGGAGAAAUUGGACGAUUAGAUCACGAAAUUCACUCAAUAUAUCAGGAUUCCGGACCUAUUUUUCUCGAUGUUCUCAGGUUAUGUUGUGCUUAUAAUUGGUAGAUAGUCAGAUCUUAGUUUCUGUCACCCUUUUACUUGUAAAGAAGUAGGGCUGUACUAAUGGCUGUAACAUAACAAGAAUUUGAAUUACACAGCAAAUAGGACUCAAGGCCUGAGGGCGCAGGGUGUAUGGAUUGGUGUAGGAUUUAGGCCUUUGGGUAAUCUGGGUAAUUAGGUGAAUGUGUGGGGUACAGAAAUUUACUUAGAAUUUUUUUUUACUUUUACUCCAUUUGUACUGUAUUUUCCCUCCCUAUACUUGGACUGAUGGAAACAGUGAAAAAAAAAAAAAACAAAGAACACUGUGAUGGAAUAACAUUUUAUCAUCCCAAUA